AUGCCAAGAAGAACAAACUUGGAGGAAAUAACUAAUGUUUCUGAUCCAAGAGAUUUCCUUCAAACGACCAUACCCGAACUGACAGAUAUAGAUACUUUGCUGCGAUGCCAUAUUUGCAAAGACUUUUUGAAAACGCCGGUUCUGACUCCUUGUGGCCAUACAUUCUGUUCGCUGUGCAUUAGAGAGUAUUUGAAGCGAGAGCUCAAGUGUCCAUUGUGCUUAGCCGAGCUACGAGAGUCAAUGCUAAAAAGCGAGUAUUUGGUCAACGAAAUAGUAGCGAGCUAUGGAGAAGUACGAACCAAGCUAUUAGAAACUCUCAGCGUGGUCAGAAGUCUAUCCACGGGCGACCAUAAUGACAGUUCACUGAUCGAACUUCCAGAUGGUCGUAAUAGCGUUGCCACACACAACAAAAAUAGCAGUCACAAACAUUUCGAUGUCGAGGAUGAUGAGGAUCUUCAAAUCAUAGAAACUCGAGAUAAUUUACCACUGUCAAAACGAGGCAUCCAGGAUAUUACCACUGCGCACAAAAAACCACGGAAAGACUCUUCUAAAUCGGGAAUAGCAUCUUUACUGAAUAAGGCCAAGAGUCCAGAUCCCCGUCAAGACUUGGCCAACUGUCCAAUCUGUGUAAAAUCUUUUCCAGUCGAUUUUCUUCAAAGAACACACUUGGAUGAAUGCUUGUCGGUCGGGGCAGUUGAUAUGGAGACGGCUGACUCCAAUAAUUUACCGCAAGAGUCCAUUGUUCAAAGCGCUAAAAUAGAUUCGAGCGUACCGAGGCAAAGCUUACCGUCUCUUGAGACACCUACUAACUUGCAUUUCAACCGGUACUUAGAAUCGUCAUCCAACGCUUCGGUUACAAGGCUUGCCAAGCUCAACUUUUCAUCCAUGAGCUUGCAACAGCUCAAAGCCAAACUCUCUGCUUUAAAAUUGCCAACGACUGGUUCGCGGCAACAAAUGAUUAAUCGUUACAAUCACUACGAAAUGCUGUGGAACAGCAAUUACCUUGACGCCAUCAACCCGGUCGAUGAAAGAGAGUUGCGUAGACGUCUCGCCAAUUGGGAAAGUAGCCAUAAUUGCGCCUCAGACUUGACACAAAAUGCCGGUGCAAUAUCCAGAUACCUAAAUAAGAACCCGAUGAAAGAUUUUAGGACGGAUAAAUUCGACAGGAGAGGUUGGAUGCUAGCUCACCGGCGCAUAUUCCGUAGACUGAUCAAAGAGGCGAAAGAUGGUCUCCAAUACUCAGAAAGCACUGACAAGAGAGCUGAAGAACAUAAUUCAUACGAUACCUGUCACAACGAUAGCUCCAUUAAAGAUCCAGAUGUAAUACCCAGCAACCAAUUGGUUACGAAACCCAAUCCAGUUGCUUUCUCAAGUCAGAAAUCAACAGAAACUUGA
Messenger RNA from Lachancea dasiensis, 1395 nucleotides. The record is from the annotation of a GenBank genome assembly. Lineage: Eukaryota; Fungi; Ascomycota; Saccharomycetes; Saccharomycetales; Saccharomycetaceae.